Molecule: messenger RNA, 669 nt
Organism: Striga asiatica
Lineage: Eukaryota; Viridiplantae; Streptophyta; Magnoliopsida; Lamiales; Orobanchaceae
Source: the annotation of a GenBank genome assembly
AUGCUCUUGAGGUGUGAUGGAAAGGAAGAUGAAAUCAAGAUGCAGUCAAUCAAAAGUGUGAUUAAGAGUAGUGUACAGAAGCAAAACCAUCAGCUUAGGAAAAUUUUCGGAUAUGUGGGCCACUUUCGCAGAUCAGACAACACUGUGAAGCAGUGCCGGGCUGACUUUCGCUGCCAAGUGAGAAGAGGCGAAGAACUGUGUGCGUGUGUUUUGGGGCUAGGGUUCGGGUAUAAUCUUAACAAAAUUGGAUUUUUCCCCAAUCUCCUCAUAAACUCUCAUUCGCAGCUUAACAAAAUUGGAUUUUUCCCCAAUCUCCUCAUAAACUCUCAUUCGCAGCUGUGUUCUUCAUUUCGUCGACUCCGAGGCACGGCUUCCACCACGUGCGGCGACGACCAAGGCAACCGAUUAUCUUGCGCAAUUGAAAGAAAGUUCGACCAACUGACCUUGGUUUUCGCCAACAACCACCAAAGCGCGGGUCGUAGCAACGCCAACAGCUGGUUGCGUUUUUGUGUCUCCAUCGGAUGUCCGACGAGGAGCCGUGUAGCAGGCCUCGGUAACUGUCAGGCUUCUUACGAACCGAUUGGCGAGGAGGUGAAAAACCCGUUCACCCCUCCUAUUGCUUCCGUUUCGACCCGUCAUGUGUUGCAAAUGGAUGUAAAAUUUUUGUAA